This is a messenger RNA of Schistosoma guineensis, 4234 nucleotides long. NCBI's taxonomy places the organism in Eukaryota, Metazoa, Platyhelminthes, Trematoda, Strigeidida, Schistosomatidae. The record is from the annotation of a GenBank genome assembly.
GUUGUAUUCACGUUUCUUUUUCUGACUUGUAUUGUCCUGUUAUUUGGUAAUAAUGUUAUAAUUAAUAAUUAGAGAACAUAAUCUACACUUCAUCAAGUGGAAUAGCGUCAUGUUUGUAAAACUACUUCAGUUAUAUAAGUAUUUGACUGUAACGUUUUCAAAAUGUCUGUGAAACCGAACGAUUUGGAUUAGAAAAGUGUAAGACAAUUCUGAUAUGUGCUUUUAAAAGUUACUAGUUACAUUGACCAAAUUACAUGGUGCUCAUAUAAAUAUUACAUAUUACUGAUCAAUAAAAAUAUGACAUGAUGAUGAUGAUAUUAGAACAUGUCAACAGAUCCAAACUUAUAUAAUGUGAAUUUAGCAUCUAAACGAACAACAAUGCCUUCAACACCUUGCUUUUUUGGUGAAACUUGUCAAAAUUUUCAUCAACAAACUAGUGACAGUGGAAAUGACAAUAAAACUAAUGAUAAGGAAAAUUAUGGCCACAACAAAAAUGAAUCAGAAAUGAUUGAAUCGAGCGAAAUGGAUUUAAUUUACACUCAAACAGAUAAUGAUAAUCUCACACCAUCUAUAAUACUUACCUCUGAUGAUACUGAUUGGAAACCAUGUGAACAAGGUAGUAUUUCGAGUAUGGAAUCUAUAUCUAAUUCACCAAGUCCUAGGACUUCCUAUAAUUCCUUACUACAUUGGGGUAUUAAUAAUGCACAAGAUGAAAGAGAAUACUUAUUAAACAAAUACAGUGAAUUACCUGGAGAAAUUAUAACAUUCGAAUUACCUUUGAGCACUUUGACUGUCGAAGCAUCUCAUCAUAAAAAUGUGAAUUUAGGUUUAAAACUUGCCGGAAGUAGAGAUUUAAAUCAAAUGAGUGUUUUCGUAUGUGGAAUACAACCAGGAAGUAUCAUUGAACGUGACGGACAUAUAGAAGUUGGCGAUCAAUUACUAGAACUCAAUAAUCAAGUUUUAUAUGGUCUUAGCCAUUUGAAUGCUGCUCCACUAAUCAGAUCUAUUUAUAUGGAAGUGAUAGGAAGAAGUAGCAAUAUUUUCAGACGUUCAAAAUGUAAUGCUUUGAGGUUUGUGAUACAACGUCAUUCGUCAAAUACAAAUCUUAUGGCAGCAUUAGCAACAAAUCAACAUGUAGAUUCUUCUUCAGAUCGAUCCAGCCGACACACCAGUGUAGAUACAACAACAAGUGCACUCACAUCACCAGUGAAGAACAUAAAUAAAGCAAAACAAUCUAUAGAAUUUAUGAAUUUAGCAUUUGGUGGUUCACAUGGACCUUUAACUCAACAAACAUACUCUACAACGUUGUAUAGAGGUUCUAAAGGAUUUGGAUUUGCAAUAAUGGAACGAAGUGCGACAAAUGAAGAAGGAAUUUAUAUUAAACAAAUCGUUGAAGGUGGUCCAGCUGAUAAAGAUGGUAUUUUAUGUGCUGGCGAUCAAUUAAUUAAAAUAAACAAAAAAGAUGUGACACAUAUACCUUACGACACAGUAGUAGAAUGGAUACGAUCUGCAAAACAUAUUCUUCAUGUACAAGUUACACGGUGGGGUUUCAAUAUUCAAGCAAGCGCAGAAACAAAAUCAUCAACUAAACGUUUCUCAGAUCCAUCUGUACUGAAUACAUUUGCAUCUGUUUUAUUUGGUAAUAAUGAAAUGAAAAAUUUUAUAUCCCCAGUUAAUACAUGCCGAGAAUUAAUUAACACAAAACCUUUAAACGUAUUAUCCUCAAUUGAAAGUGGUACGAGCUGGUUAGUACCCCGACAAAUCGUAUCAAGGUAUCGUCGUGCAAGUUUUCCAAACAUCUGUUAUAAACGAGAGCAUAUUCCUACUACUGUUCUUCAGCCUUUGCCAAACUAUUCAACAACUUCAAUAAACCUUCAAGGAGAUAUAAUGAAUUUCGAUAAAAUCUCAAUUUUAAUAAAUGACGAACCAGAAAUCGAAGCAACAAUCCGCCCCAUCAAGUCUGGAACUGAAACUGAAAUAUCGAUCGCAAUAAAUAAUUCUUGUGGUCUAGGAAUAGGCUGUAUAGGAGGCUGUGAAACAGCACUAAAUGUUCCAGUUAUACAUGAAAUCUAUCCUAAUGGUGCAGCGGCAAAAGAUGGACGUUUGCGUCCAGGGGAUCGAAUUAGUAAUGUCAAUCGAAUAUCAUUAGUUGGUGUACCAUUUUUGGAAGCUAUGAAUAAACUUCAAAUGGCUUAUAUUAGCAAAUCGUCUAUGAUAAAACUAGAUUCAGAUGAUGAAAAUGAAAAUAUUUCUUUAUCAAAUCAAGAACAAAGUUAUUUAAAUCUCACUAUAUUUCGACCAACAGAACAAAGUCAGAAAUGGUUUGACCAAGAAUUAGUAAUUGAAUUAUUGAAGAAAUCUGGAAAAGGUUUGGGAAUUUGUAUUGCGGAUCGAUGUGUACAUCUUAAACUAGAUGAAAAUUUGUCAGAGAAUGAAAAUACUUUAAAGGUACAAGAUAAUUCCUAUGUAAACACUUCCGAAAUGCAAACAUCAUAUGGCGUUAUUGUUACUGAAAUAAUUAAAGGAUCGAUUGCAGCAACUGAUGGUCGUCUCAUGGCAAAUGAUCAAAUCCUGGAAGUAAAUGGUAAAGAUACAAGCACAUUAACUAGUGAAAUUGUUGGUGCUCUAUUGAAGGCAGCUCCAUAUAAAGUUAUUCUCAAAGUAGGAAGACUGAAAAAUCAGAUUGCUAUACCAAAUUCAGCUGCAUUUCUUUUUAAUGAUCCUUGUCAAGUUAGACGAUAGACUAUACAGACUAAACAAAUAACCAAUUUAACCUGUAUGGAUAACAUAGAAGAAUGCUUAUUUUUGAUAUCUAUCUAUCAAGAAUGAAAAUAACUCUUAAUUUGUUAAUAAUAAUGAAUAUUUACAAAUUGUCAAGUUCAAAUUGACCUUCCAUAUUUCUUUUCAUUUCUUUCCUUUGAAAAUAAAUGCUUUCUGUUGCAAUAAUACAAAUUUUGCAUAAAUACAACAUUCCAUUAUACAGAUUGUUAAUAAUCUGUUUAAAAUAAAAGCAGCUCAAUUGUUCCGUUUUCUUUUUUCGUUUCUUCAGUGUUUUAUUAUAUUUAAGCUAAUCUAUGUAUGUGACUUAUUUUAAAUGAAAACAAUCCAUUCAUUUUCAUUCUAGUUAACAAUACCACCAUCAUCAACAACAACAACGAAAAGAAUAUCCUUCUUUAUCCUCUCUUGCACUAAUAAUCUUUUUUUAAUGCACAUAUUUUCUCGGUAAUUUCACUAAAAAAGUAGCAGUAAUGUUUGUAUAAUACUACUACUUCUAAUACUACUACUACUACUACUACUAAUAAUAAUAAUAAAUGCUUAGCUUUUCUAUAUAUUAGGAUAAUACUUUAUCGUAUAUAUUUAUAUAUACAUAUACAUACAUAGUGAUAAGCUUCAUAUUUUCUUUGUCAAUUCAUAGGAUAUCGUUUAUAUUCAUGCUAUUCACCUUCUACUCUUUCACUCACUCACUAACUCUAAUUUCUUUAUAUUCUAACUGAAAAUCAACUUGAUUUACAAUGUGACGACUAGCUUGUUGAACAAUUAUUACAUGGAUAGUUAAAUAAAAUAAUAUUUUUAUGUAAACAAUGAAGAUAAAAUUAAUAUUAUGCAACAACAAGAAAUAUAAACAUAAACAUAUUAAUAAUUUUAUUUGUUUGCAUGAUAAUCUUUCAUUCUGAUAAGCAGAAGAAUGAAUAUAUAUUGAAUCCGUCUCCUUUUUUUUACUGAGACUAACCUAAGAUUAAUAUAUGUAUUGAUGAAGUACUAUAAUGUGUAAUGAAAGAAAUAUCUUAUUGAUUCGAUUCAUUUCUACUAAUAAUCCUAUUCGUAAAACUUAUGGAAACUAUUAAUUACAUUUAGAAGAAAAAAUGUAAAUUUUCUCAUUCCUAACUUAUCUACAUUGUUUCCUCUUAUAAACUAAGUGAAUAAAGUCUUUCCAUGAAAUACAUCAUAAAAGGCAUUUAAAAUUCUGAUCAGGGAAAUGUUAGAAACAAUAACAAAUGUUACACUGUCUUAUUGAUUUUUGUUUUGUUUUCUGUUCUUUUUUUUGGUUUGUCACACUUCUCUUCAUUCACUUGUUCUCUCUUAAAUGUUUCAUUGAUAUCAUAAUGAUAAAUAGUGAGUUGUUUUAUUCUCCCCAUCCUUUUCAUUUUGUUUUCUGUAAACAUAUCUAACUUCAUUAAUUCAUGUGAAUGAUAAUAUAUUGUGUUGAUUAGUAAAAUAGUAGAAUCAAAUUGUA